GGUGAUCGCUGUGUUCUGCCAGAUGAGUGCCCAUGUCACCAUAAUGGUCGACUUUACUACAGCAACGACACCAUCACAAAAGACUGCAACAUAUGCGUUUGUAAGGAGCGCCGCUGGCACUGCAGCCAGUCUGCUUGUGCCGGUGUUUGUAUGGCAACUGGUGAUCCACAUUAUGUGACAUUUGACGGUUGCGCUUACUCUUUCCUGGGUGACUGCCAAUAUGUGCUAGUAAGGGAAAGCAGUGGUUUGUUCAGCAUCUCAGCUGAGAAUGUGCCCUGUGGGAGCACCGGGGUCACCUGCACAAAGUCAAUCACAUUCAGCCUGGGAAAUACGAUCAUACACCUGUUGAGAGGUAAAGCUGUGACUGUAAAUGGGAUGCCAGUUACUCUACCAAAGACCUACAGUGGAAGUGGUUUGAUUUUGGAAAAAGUUGGCCUGUAUGUGUCCCUCUACUCCCGACUUGGUGUCACUCUGCUAUGGGAUGGAGGAAUGCGGGUGUAUGUGCGUCUUGCAGCCCACCUGCAGGGUCGGGUCGGGGGCCUGUGUGGUAACUUUGAUGGGGAUACAGAGAAUGACUUCACAACACGGCAGGGAAUUGUGGAGUCUACACCUGAGCUGUUUGGAAACUCCUGGAAGGUCAGCCCCUCCUGCCCAGAUGUGGCAGAUCAGGAUCUCCGAGACCCCUGUGCUCUGAACCCCCAUAGAGUGACAUGGGCCAGGAAAAGGUGCACAGUCAUGACUCAGAAUCUGUUCUCUCAGUGCCACCCUGAGGUGCCCUUCCAGCAGUAUUAUGACUGGUGUGUCUUUGAUGCUUGCGG
This is a messenger RNA of Monopterus albus (swamp eel), 818 nucleotides long. RefSeq names its product SCO-spondin-like. Lineage: Eukaryota; Metazoa; Chordata; Actinopteri; Synbranchiformes; Synbranchidae. The record is from RefSeq and is a predicted model, not a curated record. The annotation marks the transcript as partial. Gene Ontology annotation, cellular component: extracellular matrix. The transcript has 5 exons.